This is a messenger RNA of Clarias gariepinus (North African catfish), 3819 nucleotides long. Its product is annotated as zinc finger protein 585A-like. The record is from RefSeq and is a predicted model, not a curated record. Lineage: Eukaryota; Metazoa; Chordata; Actinopteri; Siluriformes; Clariidae. The coding region runs from base 5 to 3214 and encodes 1069 amino acids. Gene Ontology annotation, biological process: regulation of transcription by RNA polymerase II. Gene Ontology annotation, molecular function: RNA polymerase II cis-regulatory region sequence-specific DNA binding; DNA-binding transcription factor activity. The transcript has 4 exons.
CAUAAUGCUAACAAGAGAGUCCAGUAUCCAACAAAAGGUUAACAUUCACUGCUGCUCAGUUUGUGAAGAGAGUUUUAUGAACCAGAGCAUGCUCCAAACACACCUGUGUAUUUCCCAGUCUGAUCAUCUCCAGGAUGACCAAAGCAUUCGCCAUGGAGAAAAAACGUAUUACUGCACACAGUGUGGAAAGAGCUUCCGUCAACAGAAUAAUCUCUGGCAACACCAGCGGAUUCACACAGGAGAGAAGCCGUAUUGCUGCUCGCAGUGUGGAAAGAGCUUCAGUAGACGGUACACUCUGAAACAACACCAGCGCAUUCACACUGGAGAAAAACCGUAUCACUGUUUACAGUGUGGAAAGAGCUUCCAUAAUAAGGAUUAUCUCCGGCAACACAUGCGCAUUCACACCAGAGAGAAACUAUAUCACUGCUCACAGUGUGGAAGCAAAUUUACACAAAAAAGUAAUCUCAAAGCACACAAGCGCAUUCACACUGGAGAGAAGCCGUAUUACUGCUCACAGUGCGGAAAAGAAUUUACUCAAAAAAGUAACCUUAAAGCACACCAGCGCAUUCACACUGGAGAGAAGCCAUUUUACUGCUCACAGUGUGGAAAGAGCUUCAGUCAACAGUACACUUUGAAAGAACACCAGCGGAUUCACAAUGGAGAGAAGCCGUUUGUCUGCAUAGAGUGUGGAAAAAGAUUUAGUCACGCAAGUGCGCUUAAACAACACCAUCUCAUUCACAGCGGAGAGAAGUCGUUUCACUGUUUACAGUGUGGAAAGAGUUUUAGUCAACAGAAGGCUCUCAAUUUACAUCAGCGCAUUCACACUGGAGAAAAACCGUAUCCAUGCUUAGAGUGUGGGAAGAGCUUCAGUCGACCAGAAAGUCUCUACAAUCACCACCGCAUUCACACUGGAGAGAAGCCAUAUCACUGCUCAGAGUGUGGGAAGAGCUUCACCCAACUGACUCAUUUCCACAAACACCAGAAUAUUCACACAGGAGAGAAACCGUAUCACUGCUCACAGUGUGUGAGGAGCUUCAGUAGGCAGGAUACCCUCCAGAAACACCAGCGCAUUCACACGGGAGAGAAACCGUAUCACUGCUCAGAGUGCGGAAACAAAUUUAAUCAAAAGAGUCAUCUCAAAGCACAUCAGCGCAUUCACACAAGAGAAAAACUGAAUCAGUGCACGGAAGAAAAAGAAGAAGAAGAACAACAGAUUCGUGCAGCUGCUGAGGUUCAGGUGACUAAACUUUAUAUUUUUUCUCCAGAGAACAUAAUGCAAACAAGAGGGUCCAGUAUCCAACAAAAGGUUAACGUUUACUGCUGCUCAGUUUGUGAAAAGAGUUUUAUGAACCAGAGCAUGCUCCAAACACACCUGUGUAUUUCCCAGUCUGAUCAUCUCCAGGAUGACCAAAGCAUUCGCCAAGGAGAAAAAACGUAUCACUGCGCACAGUGCGGAAAGAGCUUCCGUCAACAGAAUAAUCUCUGGCAACACCAGCGGAUUCACACAGGAGAGAAGCCGUAUUGCUGCUCGCAGUGUGGAAAGAGCUUCAGAAGACAUUACGCUCUGAAACAACACCAGCACAUUCACACUGGAGAAAAACCAUAUCACUGCUCACAGUGUGGAAGCAAAUUUACACAAAAAAGUAAUCUCAAAGCACACAAGCGCAUUCACACUGGAGAGAAGCCGUAUUACUGCUCACAGUGCGGAAAAGAAUUUACUCAAAAAAGUAACCUUAAGGCACAUCAGCGCAUUCACACUGGAGAGAAGCCAUUUUACUGCUCACUGUGUGGAAAGAGCUUCAGUCAACUGUGCACUUUGAAAGAACACCAGCGGAUUCACAAUGGAGAGAAGCCGUUUGUCUGCAUAGAGUGUGGAAAAAGAUUUACUCACGCAAAUGUGCUUAAAAAACACCAUCUUAUUCACAGUGGAGAAAAGUCGUUUCACUGUUUACAGUGUGAAAAGAGUUUUAGUCAACAGAAGGCUCUCAAUUUACAUCAGCGCAUUCACAGUGGAGAAAAACCGUAUCCAUGCUUAGAGUGUGGGAAGAGCUUCAGUCGACCAGAAAGUCUCUACAAUCACCACCGCAUUCACACUGGAGAGAAGCCGUAUCACUGCUCAGAGUGUGGGAAGAGCUUCACCCAACUGACUCAUUUCCACAAACACCAGAAUAUUCACACAGGAGAGAAACCGUAUCACUGCUCACAGUGUGUGAGGAGCUUCAGUAGGCAGGAUACCCUCCAGAAACACCAGCGCAUUCACACGGGAGAGAAACCGUAUCACUGCUCAGAGUGCGGAAACAAAUUUAAUCAAAAGAGUCAUCUCAAAGCACACCAGCGGAUUCACACAGGAGAGAAGCCGUAUUGCUGCUCGCAGUGUGGAAAGAGCUUCAGUAGACAGUACACUCUGAAACAACACCAACGCAUUCACACUGGAGAAAAACCGUAUCACUGCGCACAGUGUGGAAAGAGCUUCCAUAAUAAGGAUCAUCUCCGGCAACACAUGCGCAUUCACACCAGAAAGAAACUAUAUCACUGCUCACAGUGUGGAAGCAAAUUUGCACAAAAAAGUAAUCUCAAAGCACACAAGCGCAUUCACACUGGAGAGAAGCCGUAUUACUGCUCACAGUGCGGAAAAGAAUUUACUCAAAAAAGUAACCUUAAAGCACACCAGCGCAUUCACACUGGAGAGAAGCCAUUUUACUGCUCACUGUGUGGCAAGAGCUUCAGUCAACAGUACACUUUGAAAGAACACCAGCGGAUUCACAAUGGAGAGAAGCCGUUUUUCUGCAUAGAGUGUGGAAAAAGAUUUACUCACGCAAGUGCGCUUAAACAACACCAUCUCAUUCACAGCGGAGAGAAGUCGUUUCACUGUUUACAGUGUGGAAAAAGUUUUAGUCAACAGAAGGCCCUCAAUUUACAUCAGCGCAUUCACACUGGAGAAAAACCGUAUCCAUGCUUAGAGUGUGGGAAGAGCUUCAGUCGACCAGAAAGUCUCUACAAUCACCACCGCAUUCACACUGGAGAGAAGCCGUAUCACUGCUCAGAGUGUGGGAAGAGCUUUAGUAGGCAGCAUACCCUCCAGAAACACCAGCGCAUUCACACGGGAGAGAAACCGUAUCACUGCUCAGAGUGCGGAAGCGAAUUUAAUCAAAAGAGUCAUCUCAAAGCACAUCAGUGCAUUAACACUGGAGAAAAACCAAAUCAGUGCACAUAAUCACAAGGUUGGCACAACCCUUGGUUCAGUAGAUAAUGGCAAGGUUGGAAUUUGUACAUUAAAUUAAACUCUUUUCAUCAUCGCCAAUAAUAAGAAAACACACAUCUCCAGAAAUUUAUUCGCAAAUGUGAUAAAUAAGGCAGUACGGUGGUGUAGUGGUUAGCACUGUCGCCUUGCACCUCCAGGGUCUGGGUUCGAUUCCCGGCCAGGCUCGAUUCCCAUCUCUGUGUGCAUGGAGUUUGCAUGUUCUCCCCGUGCUUGGUGGGUUUCCUCCGGGUACUCCGGUUUCCUCCCACAUUCCAAAGACAUGUAGGUUAGGUUAAUUAACAUUCCCAAAUUGCACGUAUGUGUGUGUAUGUGUGUGUGGCCUGCGAUGGAUUGGCACCCUUUCCAGGGUGUACCCUGCCUCGUGCCCUAAGUCUCCCGGGAUAGGCUCCAGGUCCCCGCGACCCUAAAGACAGGAUAAAGCGGUAUAGAAGAUGAGUGAGUGAGUGAUAAAAUUAUUGCAAACUAAGAAGAUAUAUGUAACCAUUAUAAUAAUAAACUCCAAAAUAAACACCUAGUACUCUUAGCAAGGUGGAUGAAAAUAAAUGCAUGAAAACAAA